This is a messenger RNA of Prorocentrum cordatum, 1717 nucleotides long. NCBI's taxonomy places the organism in Eukaryota, Dinophyceae, Prorocentrales, Prorocentraceae. The record is from the annotation of a GenBank genome assembly.
AUGGCCCCGAAAAAACUGCCGAAGCUCCCGGAUGGGAGCCGCUGGGGGCGCCUCGACCUCGACAACUUCGCGGCGCCUGCGGCGGCGCGGGCCAGCACUGUAGAAGGCUCGUCGCCGCUCCGAGCGCGCCUAUCCAGGCAGGCGCCGUCGUCCAUCGCCAGCGGGGCCGAGAUGAGGCCGGCCGAGGCGCCGGCCUCGAGUGCGGGUAAGAGGGCGGCCGCGGCCUCCGCUCUUCGGCGGCCGGCGGCCGCUUCGAGUGCCAGGGAAGCCGCGGAGGCGGCUGUGACAGCGGGCGAGGAGGAAGCUCGAGGGCCGCUGGAAGGUUUGCCGGAAGCUGGCGCUGCUGGGCGCGCCGAAGACGACGCCUCGGCAGACCCCGAGCGUCGCGAGGGCGCCGCUGGCGGCGGCGACCGAGAGGGUCGGGCAGUGAGCGAGGAGCGCGGCAAGGCGUCGUCGGAAGUAGAGGCCGACGCGGCGGCCGCGGACGUGGAGGCGGAGGCUGACGACCUGCGCCAGCUUGCCGAGGAGAGCGGCGGCGACGGCGGCGAGCUCGGAGAGGAGGAGCAGCCGCGCGAGGAAGACCCCGAGGUCAUCGGAGAUGACUGGUUGCGAUCGAUGCAGCCGCGGUUGCUAGUGGACAUGCGCUGCGAUUCUUCGGGGAGUGGGUGGACCCCCGUCCUCAAAGAGCACGCCGCGUACGUCACGGAAUCGAUGCCCCAGGCGCUCUCGGUGGCGGCGUUUGGCGACGGAAUGCUCGUCGCGGCGCCCGUGCUCACGGAAUUGCAGAGGGUGUUCCAGAAGCACGGUCUCUUGUCGGAGGGUUUUCGCAUCGCUGCCCACUGCCGCACGGACGCGGCUAAGAGCACCAUGGCGAAUCAGCGCGCUGAAGUGUUCGCGAGGUGGUGCGCGCCGUUAGGCGGAUCUGGGCGGAGCGUGGACGACGGAAUCCGGGGCAUCGGCGGCCUCCCCAGAGGUGCUGCUGCGCGCGCCAGGGGGGGCCCAGCCUUGCUCUUGGGGAGCUGUUCGUUCAGGCGCCCGGGGGCCAGCGGCGCCAGCGCGGCCAGCAUUCUCCUGCAGUAUGCGGCGCAGAACAGCGAGCUCGUUCUCGUGGAGAGCACGGGCGGGCCGGGGGAGAGCAUCCCGCACGACGAAUUGCAGGAAACCGACGAGUGGCAGUGUCUGACCUUCGUCGUGGACUCGGCGGACUACGGCGCGCCUUUCAGCAAGUGCAGCAGGUGGCUGUUGGCGGCGCGCGGGGGCGCCCUGUUGAACAUGGAGUCGGGGACUGAGUUCUUCCGCGUGUUCGCAGAGAGCGUCGAGGCACGGCAGAUCCGCGGCCCUCCCUUCAAGGCUUUUGCGGAGGCUUCGGCGACGGUGUGGUCGGACUACAUCGACGAUGCCAUUCUGCAGCGGGAGGCGGUUCAAACGCGCGCCCUGCCAGUGGGUUGGCAGAAGGGCAUUCUCGAGUAUUGCUUGCGGAACCAGGUGAAGAUGCCGACCGUGGCCGCGGCCGACGCUCUUUUCGGCGAGAGCCGAUGGUUCCGCGUCCUGGACGACAAGAAGAAGAUCUUGCUCGCUCUUGCAUCGGCGGAGUGCAGGGGCCACGGGUUCGUCGUGGACCUGUCCGCGGGCCUGGGCGCCAGGCAGCCGCUGCCGCCAGGGGCGCUGCUGGCGGGCCCAUUGCGGGGCAAUUCGGAUUUCUGGUUCUCUGGUUCAG